GACCUCCAUCUUGCUCAUUGCGCCGUUCAUUUUUCCGAAGAAGAUUGAAUUUAUCAAAUAUGUCAGCUUUUUAGGUACUUUUGCCGUGACGUACUUGGCGGUGUUGAUCGUUAUUGAGUACCUAGCGACGGAAAAUGAAUCUGGGCCGGUGCCGACAAAACCAGAAAAAAUUUCUGACAUCAUAUUCCUCAUCCCGACAAUUUGUUUCGCAUAUCAGUGCCAUAUGGGAAGUGUUCCAAUUUACGCCGGUCUGCAAAACCGGAAUUUGCUGAAGUACGGGACCAUUGUCGGGCUAGUGUUUAUUUUCGUGACAAUCAUUUACGCAAUGGCUGGAAUUUUCGGUCUGUUAACCUUUGGCUCCAAAGUAAAUCACGACAUUUCCCGGGGUUAC
Molecule: messenger RNA, 391 nt
Organism: Notodromas monacha
Lineage: Eukaryota; Metazoa; Arthropoda; Ostracoda; Podocopida; Cyprididae
Source: the annotation of a GenBank genome assembly